AUGCUUCCAGUGUCGGGCAACAGGGCACAAAAUGCUUCCAGUGUCGGGCAACAGGGCACAAAGUACUUCCAGUGUCGGGCAACAGGGCACAAAGUGCUUCCAGUGUCGGGCAACAGGGCACAAAAUGCUUCCAGUGUCGGGCAACAGGGCACAAUGUGCUUCCAGUGUCGGGCAGCUUCCAGUGUCGGGCAACAGGGCACAAAAUGCUUCCAGUGUCGGGCAACAGCGCACAAAGUGCUUCCAGUGUCGGGCAACAGGGCACAAAGUGCUUCCAGUGUCGGGCAACAGGGCACAAAGUGCUUCCGGUGUCGGGCAACAGGGCACAAAGUGUUUCCGGUGUCGGGCAACAGGGCACAAAGUGCUUCCAGUGUCGGGCAACAGGGCACAAUGUGCUUCGAGUGUCGGGCAACAGGGCACAAAGUGCUUCGAGUGUCGGGCAACAGGGCACAAAGUGCUUCCAGUGUCGGGCAACAGGGCACAAAGUGCUUCCAGUGUCGGGCAACAGGGCACAAAGUGUUUCCAGUAUCGGGCAACUGGGCACAAAGUGCUCCAAGUGAUAUUUAA
Messenger RNA from Mercenaria mercenaria, 564 nucleotides. RefSeq lists its product as uncharacterized. The record is from RefSeq and is a predicted model, not a curated record. The transcript has a single exon. The coding region runs from base 1 to 564 and encodes 187 amino acids. NCBI's taxonomy places the organism in Eukaryota, Metazoa, Mollusca, Bivalvia, Venerida, Veneridae.